AUGGGGGUAUUGAUUUGUUAUCUUUCUUUGAAUUUAAUUGUUGUUGUUUUAGAAUUUGAAGAAAGAAAGGAUUCCUUUCUUGGCCCCAAUAUUUUAGACACCCUUCAAAAACUCGGUAAUGAAUAUGAACUUCUUAAAAAGAAGUAUCUACAAGAGUUGUCUGAGAGAAAGAGGCUUUACAAUGAGGUGAUCGAGCUUAAAGGGAAUAUUAGGAAGUAUCUACAAGAGUUGUCUGAGAGGAAGAGGCUUUACAAUGAGGUGAUCGAGCUUAAAGGGAAUAUUAGGGUCUUCUGUAGAUGCAGACCACUAAAUCAAGUCGAAAUAACAAAUGGUUCGAAGUAUGUAGUUGAAUUUGACUCUUCCCAAGAUAAUGAGUUGCAGAUCACUUCCUCUGAUUCUUCCAAAAAGCAAUUUAAGUUCGACCAUGUUUUUGGGCCUGAGGAUAAUCAAGAGGCUGUUUUUGCACAAACUAAACCAAUAGUCGCUUCAGUUUUGGAUGGCUACAAUGUCUGCAUAUUCGCCUAUGGACAAACUGGAACUGGAAAGACAUUUACUAUGGAGGGCAGCCCAGAAAAUAGGGGAGUGAACUACAGAACAUUGGAUGAGUUGUUCGGAGUUUCUCAAGAGAGAAGUGGCAUUAUGAGAUAUGGUCUUUUUGGUAGUAUGAUGGAGGUUUACAAUGAGAAGAUAAGGGACCUCUUGAUUGAUAGUUCCAACCAACCACCUAAAAAGUUGGAGAUUAAACAAACUGCUGAAGGAACACAAGAAGUCCCAGGACUUGUUGAAACUCGGGUGACUGGCACGGAGGAUGUGUGGGAUUUACUCAGGUCUGGAAGUCGGGCCAGGUCUGUUGGAUCAACCAGCGCUAAUGAGCUUAGCAGCCGUUCUCAUGGAUGGAAGGAAUCGCAAUUCAUUAAUAAUUCUCUUUCAGCACUUGGUGAUGUUAUAUCUGCCCUCGCAUCUAAAACUGGCCACAUUCCUUACAGGUCUUUCUCUCACACAGUCACUCUUGAGGAGAUUGAAUGUAAGACCUUGAUGUUUGUCCAAAUAAGUCCAAGUGUUACUGACCUUGGAGAGACUCUUUGCUCACUAAAUUUUGCGAGUCGAGUGCGAGUAAUUGAAAGCGGUCCUGCCCGCAAACAGGCUGAUCUCACUGAACUUUUCAAAUACAAGCAAAUGGGGUAA
This is a messenger RNA of Populus nigra (black poplar), 1185 nucleotides long. Its product is annotated as kinesin-like protein KIN-14S. NCBI's taxonomy places the organism in Eukaryota, Viridiplantae, Streptophyta, Magnoliopsida, Malpighiales, Salicaceae. The transcript has 7 exons. Gene Ontology annotation, biological process: microtubule-based movement. Bases 1 to 1185 code for a protein of 394 amino acids. The record is from RefSeq and is a predicted model, not a curated record. Gene Ontology annotation, molecular function: ATP binding; microtubule motor activity; microtubule binding.